AUGCGCAUUGACGCACGAGGCUUGGAGGUGGCUGAUAAGAAAUCCCGCCGGCUCCCUCCAGACAGAUCUCUGACACCACACUUCCACACGGUUACCCCGGUAACACACUCCGCUGUGACGGUGCAUCAGUUGCUUAACUUUGCCGUGCACGCAGAUGCUUGUGUAGCUAUCAGCUCCAUUGCUGCAGUUUCUUCUCUGUUAUCAGGUCAGUGGUCCUCCACUGGGGGUCAGCUGUGUGACUACCGCUUCAUUGGAGAGAAGAAGACCUGGAAAGAAGCCCAGGAGUACUGCAGAACGUACCACACUGACCUGGCCACCGUGUCCAACCAGGGAGACCUGAAGAGACUCCAGCAGCUUAACCAAUCCGGAGCCUGGAUCGGGCUGCAGAGAGACUGGCACUGGUCUCAGUCCAGGGUGGAGUUCAGAGAUAGUAACUGGUAUCCAGGACAGCCAAAUAAUUAUAACAACAAAGAGGAGAACUGUGUGGUGAUUACGAAUGAUGCGUGGCAUGACUACCCUUGUGCUUACCAAUUUAAAUGUAUCUGCUAUGACGAAAACAAGAUAUCAGGCAACAGAUUUCAUGUCAGUGAUUAUAGCAUGAGCUGGCGAGAGGCUCAGAUCUACUGCAGAGAACGUUACACAGACCUGAUCAGUGGAGUCCAGCAGCUGGAGGACUUCAAGAAAGACCCCCAGAAUAAUGGAAGAAUAUUCUGGAUCGGCCUGUUCAAGGACUGGAGCUGGUCUGAUGGGAGCAGCUUCUCUUUCAGACUCUGGGAUGAACAUAAACAAGACCCUAAGAAGACCUGUGGUAUGACUACGUCAGGUGGAUUCUGGAGCCCUGAUGACUGUAAUAAAACCAAAACCUUCUUCUGCUACAACGGUGAGUCCAGCACCAGGUCUCUGACGCUGGUCUUCAUCUACAUCUGCUCCAUUUACUCUGUUAAAACCAGUUCAACUUCAUCUGCUCCAAGAAGUCACCACCACAAUGGUGACCGCCGCAGCCUCAUUUUAAACCCCGUGCCUGUUGUGUGGAGCCUAUUCCGAGGCUUUAUUGAGUGGUCGGCUCUGGAGAACAUCAGCGCCACAAAGACAGAUGACAGACCAAGACCUGGCUUCAGAACCCGGGUCACACAGACGGACCGAGCACACAUGGCUGAACAGCAGGCGGCUGAUGAUGACUCGCAGCUCAGAGGAGUGUGCACCUGCACAAUAACUGCCCAAAAUAGUGAAGGUGCAGGAGGGGAGUGUAAAAAUGAACUCUGA
This is a messenger RNA of Etheostoma cragini (Arkansas darter), 1263 nucleotides long. RefSeq lists its product as uncharacterized. NCBI's taxonomy places the organism in Eukaryota, Metazoa, Chordata, Actinopteri, Perciformes, Percidae. The record is from RefSeq and is a predicted model, not a curated record. The transcript is spliced from 6 exons. The coding region runs from base 1 to 1263 and encodes 420 amino acids.